This is a messenger RNA of Eimeria necatrix, 2964 nucleotides long. RefSeq lists its product as hypothetical. The coding region runs from base 1 to 2964 and encodes 987 amino acids. Gene Ontology annotation, biological process: macroautophagy. The transcript has a single exon. Lineage: Eukaryota; Apicomplexa; Conoidasida; Eucoccidiorida; Eimeriidae. Gene Ontology annotation, cellular component: endoplasmic reticulum. The record is from RefSeq and is a predicted model, not a curated record.
AUGCACGACAUGCAUGCUGAGCCUCAGCGCCGCGCACGAUGCCCCCUGCCUGUUGCUGCAGCAGCAGCAGCAGCACAUCCGUCAGCAGCAGCAGCAACAUCGCAGCCAGCAGCAGCAGCAGCAGCAGCAGGAGCAGCAGCAGCAGCAGCAGGAGGCUCCGGCGGGUCAUGGGGCUCGGUGGCGUGGCUGAAGAGGUGGAGGGGCCUGCUGCUGGCAGCAGCAGCGCGGGGGCGUGCUGCUGCUGCAGCAGCUGCUGAGCUGCUGCUGCUGCUGCAGCUGUGCUGCGGGGUGUACGCGCGUGGGGUCUGCGACGGGGUGUCUGUACACCGCUGCUGCUUCUUCCUCCGCGGCUGCAGACUCAUCCGCAGCAGAGCUUUGCGUUGUCUUUUAUUAAAUGGAUUUCUUUAUGCUGCUGUGUCUUUGUUGUUUUUGCAUUUGCUGCUGCCGCUGGCAUCUUUGCUGCUGGCGCUGCUGCUGCGGCUGCUGGGGCUGGCCUGGGGGCUCGCUGCUGCAGUGCCUGCUGCUGCUGCUGCGGGCUCCCUCUGCCCGGCGCUGGCCGCAGCAGCAGCAGCAGCAGCAGCAGGCGCUGCAGCAGGAGAGGCCUGGGCAGCAGCAGCAACUCCCCCACUCGAAACUCUUGGCUGGCUGCUGCUGCGCUACGGGCUGCUGCUUCCUGUUUAUGCAUGCAGCAGCGUGUCUUCCUUUUUGUGGUAUGUGGAUGUUGCUGAGCAUGCAACAGCAAUGCUGCAGCAGGAAGAGGACGCAGCAGCAGCAGCAGCAGCAGCAGCUGCUGCGGCGGCGCGCCGCUGCGGCGCCCCCGGAAGCAGCCUGCAGCAGCAGCAGCAGCAGCAGCAGCAGCAGCAGCAGCAGCUUCUUUGCCCGUACUGCUACCCGCGCAGCGCUUCGCCGCGCGGCGGCGCCGCUGCAGCGGGGGCAGCAGCAGCAGCAGCAGGAGCAGCAGCAGGAGCAGCAGCAGCAGCAGAAGGCCUGCGAGGCAGCUCUCCGGAAGCCGCGCUGCUGCGGCUCGUGCUGCAGUACGUGUGGUGGUGUCAGGGAUCUUUGCUGCUGCCUCUUAUUCCCUUUUUUGGAAAAAGUUUAUCUCUUUUGAAUUUUUGUUGGAUGUUUUCUUUUUCUUGCUUCGGCUGGAAGCGCAAGCGGCCCCAGUUCUACGUGCAGCAGCAGCAGCAGCUGCUGCGGAGCCGGGACGGGGGCGACGCGCUGCAGCAAGGCGCUGGCGCGGCGUUGCUUGCACCUGCGCCGGCCGACGUGCAGCAGCAGCAGCAGCAGCAGCAGCUGCAGCAGCAGCAGCAGCAGCAGCAGCAGCAGCAAGAAGAGGCCUCCGCCGAUCCUUUCUGGGCGGGGGCGCCCUCCUCCGACAGCGCGUUGCAGCUGGGUCCGCAGCAGCAGCAGCUGCUGCUGCGGACCCCUGCGCAGCCCCUGCUGCUGCUGCAGCAGCAGCAGCAGCAGCAGCAGCAGCAGGAGAGUCUGGAGGAGUGCCUCUCCGCCUUCGAGCAGCACUGGGUCUACUUCGCAGGCUUCGGAACUCCAGUUUGUGCUGCUCAUUACUUUGUUCCGGAAGCAGCAGAUCUUGCUGUUGCUGCAGUGCUGCUGCCGCUGUCGAUAUUGCUGGCGCUGCGGGCGAGCCCCGUGCGCUGCAGCAGCAGCAACCCGCAGCAGCAGCAGCAGCUGCUGCUGCUGCUGCACAAGUACAAGUACGUCGCCAGGCUCCCCAUCUUCUUCCCCGUGCAGCUGCUGACCCGCACCACUUUGGCUUGGCUGCUGCAGCGCCUCCCGGGGGGCUUUUUGUCUCCGAACUGCAGCAGCAGCAGCAGCAGCAGCAGCAGCAGCAGCGGCAGCGGCCGGCCGUGCAGGAGCAGCAAGGGGGGGCGCUUGGCUCUGGCGAGAAACCCGACCGCGGGGGGGAGGACUGCAGCGCCUGCUGCAGCAAACGCUGCUGCUGCUGCUGCUGCUGCUGCUGCUGCUGCUGCUGAGCCUACUGCCACGCGUCUUCCGCAAACACUCUAUGAGCAGGAGCAGCAGGAGCAGCAGCUGCUGCUGCAGCAGCAGCAUGAGCAGCAGGAGCAGCAAGAGCAGCGUGAGCAGCAGGACCUGCAGCAAAACCAGCACGAGCAGCGGAAGCAGCAUGAGCAGCAGCAGCAGCAGCAGCAGCAACAGGAACAGCAGCAGCAGCAGCAGCGGCGGCGGCAGAACCACCGGCUUCAGUUGCAGGUGUAUGGACAGCCCUGGUCUCACCCACUUCUCCACGGAGACACUGCAGCAGCAGCAGCAGCAGCAGCAAUGGCGCAUGCUGCCUUGCAGCAGCAGCAGCCGCUGCUGCUGCUGCAGUCGCAGCAGCACGGCAAAGGCCACACAUUUUCUGCUGCUGCCGCGUCUGCGUCGCCGGCUGCCGCUGCUGCUUCGAGUGCGGAAGACGAAGUGCAGCAGCAGCAGCAGCAGCAGCAGCAGCAGCAGCAGCAGGCGCUGCGCACUCACGUGCCGUGGCAAAGCAGCGCCAGCGAUGUGCUGUCAUGUGACCAGCAGCAGCAGCAGCAGCAGCAGCAGCAGCAGCAGCAGCAGCGGCAGCCACGGCAGCAGCGGCGGCAGCAGCAGCAGCAGAGUUGGGAGUCUCAGUGGAAUAUUGUGCACCGCUGUUCUGCUGCUGCUCGCGAGGGGACAAUUAGCAGCAGCAGCAGCAGCAGCUGGCAUGCUGUUGCUGCAGGUGCGCUGAAGCGGCUGUGGCCGGGGGUGCAGCAGCAGCAGCAGCGGCACCGGCAGCACAGGCAGCAGCAGCAGGGAGCAGCAGCGAGGCAGCAGCAGCAGCAGCAGCAGCAGCAGCACGAACCGCUGCAGCGGCACCACCUGCAGCAACUCAAUUUGCUGCACAAAAAGAGACACCGCCGUGCUGCUGCUCGUUGCCGCGCGCUGUCUCCUUUGGGGCCCCCAGCCCAGCUGAACCCUCGCUAG